Trichechus manatus latirostris (Florida manatee) is the source of this 1278-nucleotide messenger RNA. RefSeq names its product retrotransposon Gag like 10 (gene RTL10). The record is from RefSeq and is a predicted model, not a curated record. Lineage: Eukaryota; Metazoa; Chordata; Mammalia; Sirenia; Trichechidae.
AUGCCUCGUGGCUGGCACCAUGAGCAAGGCCCUCGUCAUCCCAUUCGGGCAGCAGCCAGUUACGCCACUGCGCACCCUUGGCAGCUGGUGGACUGUGCUUCUAAUGGGGUCACGUACACCCCGCUUGUGGAUCCCUGGAUUGAGCAGCUGUGCUGUGGGGACUCUGAGUGCAUCCGCACAGCUGUGGAGCAGAAGAUUGUAGCGAGCAGCGCCCCUGGUGGUGAGCCCGCAGAGAGGGGCCUUCCCGUUGCACGCCUGCCCAUCCUGCAGCCCCACGGGGUGGUUUGGGUACCGGGCGCUGACCCAGGCACCUUUGACAGCUCCCCAUGGCUGCUGGACCGCUUUCUGGCCCAGCUGGGAGAUGACACAUCGUUCUGCUUCAAGCACUACCAGGAUAGCCUCAGCUGAGUCUGCGACAUUCUUGUAUGGACGGGCUGGGUCUGGGCCUGGGCUGCCUGCUACCUCAAUGCCGGCCUGCCUACGCUUGACGAUUACAAGCUCUUCUGCCAGGAUCUUGAGGAGGUGAUCCAAGACCCACACAGUUUUGCGGAGUACCGUGCUGCAGUGCCCUGGGCCCUACCCCUACCCCUGGCCUUGAGCCAGCCGCCAGUGGCCCCGCGGCUGCCUGCGGUAAGGCAGUUAGCUCGAUUCUCAGAAGCCCUGGCUUUCAACAUGGGUGCUCCUCCUGGGCCUGUCCCAGCCGCUUUGGCCACCCCUGCUGUUUUUGCUUCUAACUCAGCAUCCAGAAAUGCUCUGCCUGAGCAGCAGCUGGCCAAGAAAAACAGCCCUGGGCCCGUGGAGCACCCUGCCUUGUCCGAUUCUGCAGGUGGCACCGAUUCCAUUCCUGUGGGACCCACCUCCCAGCUAGAGGAGAUAGCCCCUGUACUUCCAGAAUCUGCUAAGCCCCUUGCACAGCAUCCACAUCACCCAGGGGGUCCAGCACCACAGAAGACAGGAGGUUUCUGAGAGCAGGGAAACCUGGACGCAUCCUUAGGUUCCACACAAGAGGCAGUGGAUGCUCUGGAGACCCCAGGAGAACUAUCGUUAUCUACUGUUCCCAAACCGGCAGCCCUGGACUAUGAACAUGGCCCAGGCGGGUGCAGCACUAGCCCUCAAGAUAAAGUGGCCUACUUAACCAAGGAGUCCCCUGGCCCCGGCAGGACAGAGUGACAUUGCCAUAUGACUCCAGACAUGUGGAGCCCUAAUGCUGCUGGGGUGUUGCACUAUCUGCUGGCCCUGCUCCUAGGUGAGGAGUUGCACUUGUUUGGGGCCCUGCCC